ACUGACUGGGCUGGUAAAACCCACAACCCAAUGCCGGCAAGGAGAACAAUUCAUUAAUCUGUCCCGCUUCAGUGUAUUCUCAAGCAUAAUGAGGGAAAGGUGGUGUUUCGCAAUGGAUCGGAUCGUUUUGGUUGCGCUAGUAGCGGGAUGUUUGCUGGUAGCGGUCGCUGCACAGGCGGACUACAUCCAACAAGAGCAAUGUGUUACCGCCAGCAACAGAGCAGGCUACUGUAUGACGAAGGCAGAAUGUCCCGAUCAGGAGCAAGUGGAUCUACGGGCGGCAACUUGCAGCGAUGCUACGCAUUACUGUUGUCCGGACCGGAACGAGCAGCUGCCGUCGAGGAACAGACCGAAGCUGCUCACCCAGUGCGACAGUAACAGAGGGUACUGCGUAAAAGGUGACGCGUGCAGCGUGCGUACCUUCCGCUUGCGUUCGAACAGAUGUCCUGCGUACGAGGAGGUUUGCUGUCCGAAAAGUGCGUUUGCGGAGGAGUUCCACGCAACGCAGGUAGCGAAACACGACCUAUCGAUGGAUGCGACUACCAGUACUACUUCUACUACGACGACUACUACGACGACGUCUACUACUACAACUACUACUACUACUACUACUACUCCAAAUCCUGUUGAUGAAUCAGAUCAAAUCUUGGAGAUACAAGCAAGCACUACACCCGUGUCGGCUACUACUGCAAAUUCAUUGGGAACAUCACUCGAUGCACAGAGCAGUGAAGGCACUGGGGCCUCCGAACCUACGAAACUCCCGCUUCCCCUCCGUCCGAUCACUCCCGAUCAACAGACGGUGGAGUCUACCGAUGUGACGAAUGCCACCGAUUCUAACGAGAAUUCGGCAACACCGACUACCAACACCUCGGAUGCACAACUCGACCUCACCUCAUCUGCCGAAUCCAACGACAUCGUUACAUCAAUAAUCGAUACUGCGUUAGUGGAUGAUAAUUCCCUGCAAGAAACGGACACAACCACCAUCCCUGUCAUAUCACCAAACGCCGCCCAUCCACCGCAAACUCCUGCCCUAAUGGCUCAAUUCACCCCGGAAAGCUUCUCCUACCAGGACUGCGGCCAGCUCAAUCUGAACGGUGUCGUGGAACGCACGAUCAAUGAAGAUUUUCGUGCAGAAUAUGGCGAGUUCCCGUGGAUGGUGGCACUGUUCCAGCUGCCGGAGCAGCGCUACUGCUGCAAUGGGGCACUGAUCGACCCGAAAGCCAUCCUAACAACGGCACACUGUGUGACGAACUGUGGUGGCCGUGCGGCUAACAUUAUGGUACGGUUCGGUGAGUGGAACAUGAGCUCGACGCAUGAAAUGGCAAUUUCACGUGAGGAUAUUGGAGUGAAAAGCGUUCACCAACAUCCCCGAUACAGCCCUUCUGCCCUUCUUAACAACAUUGCCGUGCUGGAGCUAGCCCAAUCGGUACAAUAUCAAGCGACGAUACAACCGGUGUGUCUGCCGUCGGCCAACCAACCACUUCGGGCGAUGGAGAACAUGAUCGCCACAGGCUGGGGCAGAGCGAUGGAAGAGAACGCACCACCGACGCAGAUAUUGAAACGGCUCGAUCUACAGCGCAUGGAACCGAGCAUUUGUCGGGAGGCGCUGAGACGGGUGCGGCGACCGUAUCCCUUCAUACUGGACAACAGCUUCGUAUGCAGCACCACCAACCAUGGCGACCAGGAAAGACCUUGUGAUGGAGAUGCCGGUGCUCCGGUUGUGGUGGAACUACCCGGGACGACUAAUCGAUACUACCUGCACGGGCUGGUAUCGUGGGGAUAUGGUUGCCAUCAGAAGCAGAUACCUUAUACCGUGCUGACAAAGGUGGUCCAUUUCCGGGAGUGGAUCGAUCGUAUCGUUUUAGGCUUUAAAAAGAAGGUCAAAAAGGGACACUCCAAACAGCGUGACUAGUGUCGUCCUCGUGGUGGUGGAACAUUCUUUACAAGUUAGUUGCGCUCAACUUCAAUAAAAACGUACAACAUUUUCCAUAAACA
This is a messenger RNA of Anopheles merus, 1995 nucleotides long. Its product is annotated as phenoloxidase-activating factor 2-like. The coding region runs from base 89 to 1912 and encodes 607 amino acids. Lineage: Eukaryota; Metazoa; Arthropoda; Insecta; Diptera; Culicidae. Gene Ontology annotation, biological process: proteolysis. The transcript has 2 exons. The record is from RefSeq and is a predicted model, not a curated record. Gene Ontology annotation, molecular function: serine-type endopeptidase activity.